AUGGAUUUUGGAGAGGGUGAAAAAACUAUGGCCCUUAUCGAUGCAGACUUUUAUAUAAUAAAUUACAGAAGUUGCAUAACUACUUAUAUACAAAGCAUACAUAAUAAUUUGCGAAGAGGUAGAAGAGAUGCUUUACAAAAUGGAGAUAAUAAUGAGAAUAUAGAAAAAGCAAAAAAAAUAAUAUGUAUUUUCAUGCUUCAAAUAUUCCUCAACAACAUCGAUAAAAAUGUAAAUCUAUUUGAUGUUUUACAUGAAGUAAUAAAUAAAUAUCAUUAUUUAAUAAAACGAGAUGUUAAGUCACAGUGUAAUAAAUGUCAAGGGAAUGCAGGAAAUGAAAACAGAAAUAGCAAUCAGCUUCUUUUAAAUAAUAAUGGAGGAGAAAUCGAUCAGGAGGAAAAUAUAAUUGCCUUUGAAAACAAAAAUGAAUGGUUAGUUUCAGCAAGUAGGAACAUAAGAAUUGGGACCAGUCAACAGGUAGAUAUGAAUAAGUAUGAGGAGAGGAAAAAAAAUGGGCAAAGCGGCGAAAGUGGAGAAAAUGACAAAAAUGGGCAGAGAAGCCAAAAUGGAGAAAAUCCUAUAAACCAGUUAAUUCACAACUUAAUACAAAAUGGUAACUACGUUAAUAGUGAAAAUAUAGCUUCGUCUAAAAUAUGUGUGUUAAACAUUAGUAACAAAGAGAAGGAUGUAAAAAGUUCGUCGGAGUCGUUUGGCGAUAAUUUUUGUGAAGAAGAGAAUUCUGAAGGCACUGAGUUAUGCACAAAUUUAAAAAGUGAGAAAGUGAAAUAUUGUAAAAAGGAUAAAUAUACAAAUGAUAGUAAUAACAAUGAAGAGGAGUCCAGAUGUAGUACAUACAAAUUAAACAAUUUUCCCCCAUCGCGUUUAUGUAAAAAACGGUUUAUAAUAAAUUAUAAUAAUAUAAGCUUAAAAAUAAAAACCUUUGAUAAUGUAUUAAAUAUGACACAAUUUAUAGAAGAAGAAAUAGUAAAAAAGCAUAAAAUAAAUGAGGAAUACUUAAGAGAAAUAAAAAAUUUAUAUAGAAUAAUUAUCCUCUCCAAAUUACACAUCGGUGUGUAUAAAUUUUUGUCCUUACUAAAAAAAAAAAAUUUUUUUUUUAUAUUUUAUACUUCAAAUAAAAAAUUAACUCAUCUUCUAUUUAAAUAUUUUAAAAUUAGGAAGAGUUUUAAAAAUCAAUAUACUUUAAUAAAUUCAUUUGACGAUUUAAAAAAUUUUAAAAAUUAUAAAAAAUGUCUAGUAUUUAGCAAUCGUCAAUGUUUUGUGAACUAUGCAAAAAGAUAUGGAUACUUCAGAAUAGCCAAAGGGAAAAAGAAUUCAUCAAUAUCCUCAAACUGUGAUGAUAUUAAUUGGGAGGAUAUAAUAAUAGCACAUAAUAAAUGUAGUAAAGUUAGUAAAGAUAGUAUCGAUAGUAAGGGUAGUACAGAUAGUAUGGAUAGUAAGUGUAGUAAAGAUGCCAUAUCAUCAAACAGUUCAGAUUAUAAUUCUAAUAAAUAUAACGAUGUUGUAUAUCCCUUUGAACGCAACUGCAAUUUGACUAAAGAUAUAUUAUCAUGGAGAACGUUUUAUAUAUUUAAUAAAUAUAUUUAUAUAUAUGGAAAGGUAGUAAAAGGUUUUGGAAGAGGCAGUAAAUACUUAAACAUACCAACAGCAAAUAUUUUUAAUAGUAAUCUAACUUCAGCAGAUAUAAUGCCAGGUAUAUACUUCGGCUUAUCUAAAUUGAAAAAGAAAAUUUAUAAAACUGUUAUAUCUAUAGGGUAUAACCCUUAUUUUGAAAAUAAGCACAUAACUGUAGAAGCAUUUUUGUAUUACCAGACAAGUAAUUUGUUCUAUAAUGAAAAUAUUCAUUUAAUUAUUUUUGGUAUUUUAAGGAGCGAAAGUAAUUUUCCCUCCUUUUCACAUCUAAUACAAGCCAUACAGUUUGAUUGCGAACUCGCUCGAAUUAUUCUGAACAAAAUUAAAAAUGAUGACAAAUUUGUAAUGUGUAAAAGUUACCUCAAUUCGUUGUAA
Molecule: messenger RNA, 2022 nt
Organism: Plasmodium malariae
Lineage: Eukaryota; Apicomplexa; Aconoidasida; Haemosporida; Plasmodiidae
Product: riboflavin kinase / FAD synthase family protein, putative
Exons: 1
Coding region: 1-2022 (673 amino acids)
Biological process (GO): FMN biosynthetic process; riboflavin biosynthetic process
Molecular function (GO): riboflavin kinase activity
Source: RefSeq, a predicted model, not a curated record